Molecule: messenger RNA, 2519 nt
Organism: Pararge aegeria (speckled wood butterfly)
Lineage: Eukaryota; Metazoa; Arthropoda; Insecta; Lepidoptera; Nymphalidae
Gene: Gbs-70E
Product: protein phosphatase 1 regulatory subunit 3C
Exons: 1
Coding region: 39-893 (284 amino acids)
Biological process (GO): regulation of glycogen biosynthetic process
Cellular component (GO): protein phosphatase type 1 complex
Molecular function (GO): protein phosphatase 1 binding; glycogen binding
Source: RefSeq, a predicted model, not a curated record
GGUCGUAUACACACGUGUUCAUUUUUCACAGAUACGCGAUGUGUGCCGCAAUAGACAUGCUCGGCUCCGAGCAAAUGUUUUACGGCCGGAGCCCUCCAGCCGGCUUCUUGACGGACUACACCCCGCAAGUGAGGCGGCCGACCAAAUUGACGUCAAGAGGGUACUCAGCCCCGUGUCUCUCGCUGCUUAAACCAGUGCAACUCACUUUAAAAGCGGCUCCAAGAUCCUGCAUAAGAUUAUCCACGGAUAAGAAGAACAAAAGAGUAGUUUUCGCCGAUGACAGAGGAUAUGCGUUAGAACAUGUGAAGUUUAUGACGGAACCGUCUCACGUACCACCAUAUUGGGCUCUCAAAAUAGUCGCAAGCCCACCAUUAGAAAGGAAAGCUCCAGUCCCCGUGGUAGACGUUUGGGAGCAGAGGUUUCCCCAACCAGCAUCCGAUUACUUAGCAUUCCGAAGAAGAAUCAACGAAGAUUUUGUGUCAUUGGAAAACGUUAUAGUCAAACAAAACGAAUGUGCGGUAGACGGGACGGUAAAAGUUAAAAACUUAGAUUUCAGCAAGGAAGUGUUUAUAAGAACAACGUCUGAUGGGUGGAGAACGCAGGAAGACACGUAUUGUGAGUUUGUGGAGUCCGGACCAGUGAACCAAGCGGGGAUUUCAUCUUACGACACUUUUGGGUUCCGCCUACAGCUGCCGAUACACUCUCGAAGGUUAGAUUUCUGUGUUUGCUUCCGCUGUAAGGACGUGGAGUACUGGGACAAUAAAAACGGCGAAAACUACACGAUCGAGAAGUCGUCUGUGAGAAAAUCGCCAGCGAUUGCGUGCGCUAGAAUCAAUUACGGAAAUUCUUGGACGGACAAAUCCAGCAACGAUGGAAAUACGCCGUACUGGUGAAUGGUGUUAAAAAGUUUAUUGGUUCUGUUCGGCUUAAGCCAAUUAGUGAUUUUGUGCCAUAUUGUGUUGGUGGAAUAAAUCAAAGAGUCAUAAGGUUUGUAAGAAUCCUUUUUAAAUAUAAUUUAAGGUGAAUCAUGGCAGAAGCUAAUCUUAAAGUUCACGAACUGGAACUAUUUGAAUAGCAAUUCGAUAACAGCAAAAUGAAAUUGCCAUUUGACUCGAAUAUUAAGUACGUAAAAGGUUUUGCCGUGUAGAUAAGAGUGAAAGCAAAGCGCUAUAUUCGAUACGUUUAGUGCCAUCUUUUGACAAAUUCUUGAACUAAAAUGAGUGCUGUAAUCUAACAAUGUAAAAAAAAUGUUAUCGUUUGACAACAGAAAAACAUAUGGUUUCUAUUUAUAAACGGCUGAUUUGAUUAUUGUGUUUGGGUUUCAACUUACAUAGACGAUUUGGGUACGGUUUGUUUUUUCACCGGUCACCAGGUCUUUAUUGUAUGGAGCACUUUGAAUUAUCUUCAGUUGCGCUAUAAUAGUUCAAUGAAUUUUUGACCUUGAAAUUGUGCCAGUGGGACCAAAAAUGUAUCAUGUUAAAAGGGAGAUGUUGAUGAUAUCUUCUCCUUCUCUCCGACCUGUCUUAUAAUUCAUUUUAUUUUCUUUUCUUUGCAAAGAAUCUUAUAAAAAUCGAAAAAGAGGAUAUUACUUUUAAAGCAUAGUUCCUUUUUACACUAAAAUGCAACGAAGAAAUCUUGAAUUUUAUUUAGAAUAUUAUUUGUUAGUAUGAUAAAAAUGGCAAGCCACACUACCAAUAAAUUUACCCCUACAGGUGACGAAUCAAGAGCAAAUUGUACAGACUAUAAUAUCCCUCGAAUUUAUACUCUGUGUGCUGCCAAACUUCUUAUUUUUUUUUAUACUCUGAGUGCUGCCAAACUUCUUAUUUUUCAAUUAUUUAAUUUAACGGUAACAUCGUAUAAUGCAUUCGAUAUAGGUAAGUAAUUCGAAUGGAACAAACCAAAUAAAAGUUGUUUUGGUUUUGACAUGACCCUACUCUUAUGGCGCUCGUUGAUAUCGUCAUUGUAUGGUCAUUUAAAGGCUAUUUCCGAUCCUAAAUCGUAAAUCAAAUGGGAACGGAUAUGUAGCAAUUUCCUGGUCAUCCAAGCCUUUAUUAAUCUUUUGAUUGCUGCAUUGGACUAAUGGCUGUUAUUUUGACUACGGAACUCGAGAAUGAAAAUGAAUGAAAAAGUUGGAACUUUAACAAUCGUAGUCUGUGGCACAUAUCACACGAAUAUCAAACGACUUGAACUACUACGGCGGCCUGCAGUUAAGCAAUUGAUACGAUCUCCCCCAUGCCCUGUAGAGAACGUCAAGCCGUCAGUGCCUUUCUAGAACGUAGUUACCUAGGUAUAUUAUGAUAAAGAUGGCACUAAACUUAACUAUUUAUGUAUUUGCGUCUGUACACAAAAAUGCCGGUAAAUAAUAUACUUAAUGAAAUUACACACUUAAUUCUUUUGUUUAAUUUGUUAACGUGCAGUCAUUAAAUAUAAAUGAAUUGUGUCAUUAAAUUAGUAUGUGAAAAUUAGGGGGCCGUCAAAUUAAUAUCAGAACUUGGAGGUGUAGGAAGAUGAUGAAAGAC